AGAGUUUCUCAAACAUUCUGCCUGCCUUAACACAGCCAUUAAGAUUUGAGUAUCUGAGCCUGGGAGGGAGGGUUUAGCUCUGUACACCUGAGCCUCACCUACUAAACAAAAACCUCACUGAAGCCCUGGGAAGCUGAGGUUUCAAAUAGCAACAGGUUAUUAACUACACACAUAUACACACGCUGACCCCCACACAAAAACACAUACUGUACACGCAUGCCCACACUUACGUCCCUAUGAAAAGUGUAAAUACACACCGACCACAGGAACAUACAUGCCUAAGUCGCUAACUGCCUGGAGGGUUAGUGGGCCAUUCCUCACAAAUAGUCCAUACCAAACUUCUCUCCCACUCUCCCACUUUGAAGAGUUGACACACACCCAGAAGAGAAUCAAGCAGAGCGGUCAGAAUGGUGAAGACCUUUGUGUUAAAGCUCAUGAUCUUUGUGCUGAUUUCAUUAGCAUUAGCACAUGAUACUGCCAACUAUACACUGAUCAAGCGAGGAAAUAGGGAGCUGUUGGUGCGUUCCAAAAGAAGGUGGGUCCUGUCUACUUUUGAGAUACAGGAGGAGGACCCUGGACCUUUCCCCAAAUUAGUCACGCAGAUGUUCAACGACAAUAUGGACAUGUUGCAAAACAAUCGGCAAUUCCGUUUAACGGGAAAUGGAGUGACAGAGGAUCCGCUGGACGUGUUCUUCAUUGACAACCACGAUGGAUCGGUAUAUGUGCGCAAGCCCAUCGACAGGGAGAAAUAUCCAUUAUUUAACAUUAAGUUUGAUAUAUUGGACAAGCAGACUGGUGAGCUUGUGGACAGGACUCUGGCAUUCAACGUGGCGAUCAAGGACAUCAAUGACAAUCCACCAACCUUUGAGAAGUCUGUCAUGACAGACAGUAUUUCAGAGAACUCAGCAGAAGGGUAUCUUCCAGUGCAGCUUAAACCCACAGAUAUUGAUGAGGAGAACACGGACAACUCGAAAAUCAGUGUAAGGGUGUUGUCUCAGGAACCAGCAGAGCCCAAGAUCAGCGUAAAGCAGGUAGAGGGUACCAAGAUGAGCCAGCUCACCUUCACCGGCUGCUUCGACUACGACAAAGUAAAGAAGUACAAAGUGAUUGUUGAAGCUAAGGAUCAUGGGAUACCAGUACUGUCCUCAACUGCAACAGUCAUCCUAAACAUAUUGGACUCCAAUACCCACCCACCAUUGUUCAAAGACAAUACAUACAUCGCUGAGAUAAAAGAGAUGGAAUCAAAUAAGGAAAUUGUAAGAGUAUCUGUGACUGAUGCAGACACCCCUAACACCCCCGGAUGGCGGGCCGUAUAUUCCAUUGUAAAAGGGAAUGAGGAUGGGAACUAUAAGAUUGUGACUGACCCAAAGACCAAUGAAGGUGUACUGAGUGUAAUCAAGGGCAAGGAUUUUGAGAAGACAACAUUGACUAAUGUGCUGAUCGCCGUGGAGAAUGAGCAGCCUCUGUUCGUGUGUAGUUCUGGACAGCGCGUGGCUCACUCCAAGAUGCAGACAGUCCGGUCCCAGACCACAAACGUGACAGUCAAGGUGAUAGAUGUGAAUGACCCACCAGUGUUUCAAAAGAAUGUGACAGACGUCUAUGUGAAGGAGGAGGACCAACCAGGGAAGAUGCUCUACAAGCCUAAGGUCACUGACGUUGAUUCAGAUUUGGAAAAAAUCAGGUAUGAGCUGGUUGACCCAGCAGGCUGGGUCACUAUAGAUCCCAAGACAGGGGCGGUGACUACAGUGAAGCCAAUGGACCGGGAGUCAAGUUACGUCAACAAAGACAACAUUUACUCUAUCUUAGUGCGAGCCAUAGACAAUGGUGAGCCCCCUGCCACGGCCACAGGAACUGUUUUGAUCCACCUGGGAGAUAUCAAUGAUAACAUUCCUCAUGUGGUGAAGAAGGAGUUAGUCAUGUGUGGUAACAAGGUGAAUGUGACAGUUGAAGACAAGGACCAAUCUCCCUUUUCAUGUCCCUGCUCCUUCUCCCUUGGAGUGGACGAUAAAGAGAAAUCACUGAAGAGCCGUUGGAAACUGGAUCCUGCCAUUGGGAUGGAGGCGGGUCUUGUCAGCUUGAAGAGCUUGCCGUAUGGUAACUACACGGUACCUCUUGUGAUCCAGGACCAGCAGGGCCAGGGGGGAAAUUCCACUGUCCAUGUGCUGGUGUGUGACUGUGGGGAAGUGGAUAUUUGUAGGGCCCUUCUGCCAAGGACAUCCACUCUGGGCUGGGCCGCUAUUGGGCUACUGCUAGCUGGACUGCUGCUUCUCUUACUGCUGCUUUUGGUCUUGUUUUUUGAGUGUGGCAGUAAGACACUUGCACACCUUCCCAUAAACCUGCAAGACGAGGGGAACCAGACUCUCAUCAAAUACAAUGAGGAGGGAGGGGGCUCCGCAUGCAAGAGUGAGCCUGUAACCUUGGACAAAACAGACGGAAUGAAGCAGACCACCCGAGUCAUACCGGAGACCAGUGAGAUGCAUCAAUACGCAGAAAAGGCCAAUGUCACCACUAUGUCUUCCAUUGGUGUGGGAGGGUUCUCAAGAGGGGGAACACUACAGAGAGUGGGCGAGGCCAAUGGAACUCUGGCAAGCCAAAUUCGGCGAGGCAGAUACCAGACGUGGAAUUCAAGCAGGAGAAGUACCGUGAGGGCCAAUUCUUCCAUGUACACUCGCUCCUUCAGCCUGUUGUCAGACCAGAGCAUCUCAGAGCGAAUAGAGCGGAGGCUGUGUAUGAUUGGAGACGAGGUUGACUACCAACCCUACAUGUACACCUACGAAGGAACAGGAAGCAAAAGCCAGUCGCUGGACCAGCUGUCACUAAGCAACCCUGGGGAUGACCUGGAGUUCCUGGGGGACCUGGGGCCAAAGUUCAAAACCCUUGGUGGCAUCUGUCGUCAGGACAUGCAGGAGAAGAACAUAAUGCUGUAGACGGGAGCUUUUCAAUGUCAGCAUUAGAAGGCAAGAACACAUCUCUUUUUCGUCCUGUAAUCAGUGUGUCAUUCAGACCUGGGAAAGCAGUUGACUGGAAUCAACUAACUGGUAGUAACUGAAACCUGUAGGGACCAGGACAGGAGUUACCUGCCUUGCUGUUAAGACCCACAUACACACAAAUCAACGUUAUUGCACGCACGCGCACGCACGCUGGACUGGGAGUUGGAUUGGAGAAGAAUGCUUAUUGCUCAUGUUUGUUAUUGUCAACUGUUUGUGGUGAAUGGGUUUAGGCCUGUCCUUUAGAGAAGAGGACACAGUUACUCUUAAAAUUCUCUGUUGAUAUUUUUGAUGAAGCAUUUCAUUGUCGACGGCACUGGGAUAUUCUUACUGACUGAAACCGUAGUCUUGUCAGUGUUCUGAGGAUGGUAAAGAGGGUCAAAAGGAUGACAGACAACCUCUAGAAUUUGUUGUCAGGUCAUUGUACUGAAUGGGUCGCUGGAGCUCAAACAGCAGUCUGUUGGACCAGAACCACAGUAUCAUCCAGAUGUUCCACAUUGUGUGAGAACGUUCAAAGUGGAAGUCAGUGGGGGAACAAGGGCUUUUGGGGUGGAGGGGCAUGUCCCCUUGUUUUAUUUUUCUACUGUUCAAAUGCCUCCUAUAUUUGUGUUUUUUUAUGAAAAAAAUAAGCAUUAAACAAAUGAAAC
Esox lucius (northern pike) is the source of this 3634-nucleotide messenger RNA. Its product is annotated as cadherin-like protein 26. Gene Ontology annotation, cellular component: catenin complex; adherens junction; plasma membrane. Gene Ontology annotation, molecular function: calcium ion binding; cadherin binding. The record is from RefSeq and is a predicted model, not a curated record. Gene Ontology annotation, biological process: multicellular organism development; adherens junction organization; cell morphogenesis. The transcript has 19 exons. NCBI's taxonomy places the organism in Eukaryota, Metazoa, Chordata, Actinopteri, Esociformes, Esocidae. The coding region runs from base 408 to 2927 and encodes 839 amino acids.